Molecule: messenger RNA, 683 nt
Organism: Pristis pectinata (smalltooth sawfish)
Lineage: Eukaryota; Metazoa; Chordata; Chondrichthyes; Rhinopristiformes; Pristidae
Product: spidroin-2-like
Exons: 2
Coding region: 92-550 (152 amino acids)
Source: RefSeq, a predicted model, not a curated record
GGGAACAGAAACAUCCACAGUUCCUCCCCCCGCCCCCACCGAUGUUGCUCCUCCAGCGGUUUGUUUUUUUGACCCCCAAGUGAAUGGAGUUAUGGCGACAAUGAAUGUCGGUGAGGACUGCAGCGCCGGCGCAGGGACCGAGCGGCGCAGGGACCGAGCGGCCCCGGGACCGGGCGGCGCAGGGACCGAGCGGCGGCCCCGGGACCGGGCGGCGCAGGGACCGAGCGGCGGCCCCGGGACCGGGCGGCGCAGGGACCGAGCGGCGGCCCCGGGACCGGGCGGCGCAGGGACCGAGCGGCGGCCCCGGGACCGGGCGGCGCAGGGACCGAGCGGCCCCGGGACCGGGCGGCGCAGGGACCGAGCGGCGGCCCCGGGACCGAGCGGCGGCGCAGUGACGGGAACCUCCGCCGGGGGUCGCCCCCUGCAACCCUCCUCACGUGACCCGUGUCCGCUCCGGCUUGGUGACGUCAUCGAGGUCGGUGUUGGGGCCUCGAGCAUGCGCGCUGCGCCCCGCGGCGGAAGGCUCCCGGAAGCCGGCGGCAGGCUUUAGAAGUGGAGGAUUUACAUGUGGGAAUGUCAAACCCAACACCACAUCAGAUCUGCAGUAUUAUUCAGUUCAUCGGUACUUGAAUGUCGUUGUCCUUUGAACAUGGAAAUGGAGAAGCUUCUCUGUUUGAUUUCUG